CAGAUUUCCUAAGAGGAUUUUGUAUCUCCUCGAAUAUGAUGUCCACCCUUUUUAAAUCUCAUAUCCUCAUUCACAUCUUUUUCAUCAUCACACAAACGUUUCUCUUCCUUUAUUUCCUCAAACAUUCUUAACUUCAUUCUUGUCUUGUAUUUUCAUAUUUCACUAUUCAAAUAAUGGCACAGUUCCAUGUUUUGGCUGUUGAUGAUAGUGUUAUUGAUAGAAUGUUGAUUGAAAGACUCCUCAAAACCUCUUCAUUUCAUGUUACUGUGGUUGAUUCUGGAAGUAAGGCUUUGAAGUUUCUUGGUUUGGUUGAAGAUGAGGUGAGGAAUGAAAAGGUUUCAUCUAUUGCUACGGAAACAGAUCAGGUUGUGGAAGUGAAUCUGAUUAUAACUGAUUAUUGUAUGCCAGGAAUGACAGGUUAUGAUCUGCUGAGAAAAAUCAAGGAAUCUAAUUCUCUUAAAGACAUACCAGUUGUGAUUAUGUCAUCGGAGAAUGUUCCAUCAAGAAUCAACAGAUGUUUAGAAGAAGGAGCUGAAGAGUUUUUUCUGAAACCAGUUCAACAAUCAGAUGUAAACAAGCUGAAACCACAUUUGUUGAAGACAAAAGUUAAGAAUGUUGGUGAACAAACCAACAACAUAGGAAGGAUGCAGAACAAUAAAAGAUGUUACAUUCAAAAUUAAUGAUAGUUAGAUAGUAUUUGACAUUUAAAUCUUCUCUUACUCGCUAACACAAAUAUGUGAGAAGUGCAUGUUGAUGAAUAGGUCAUUGAUUGAUAGUAGCUUAACUGGAGAGAGAAUUUUUAUUGAAUUUUUGGUAAUGACAAAUUGUAGUUUGUUUUUAUCUAGUGUCAUAUGAUUGACAUUCAAUUGUGAAAUAAUUUUCUUAUUAUUAA
Messenger RNA from Lathyrus oleraceus (garden pea), 892 nucleotides. RefSeq names its product two-component response regulator ORR9. The record is from RefSeq and is a predicted model, not a curated record. Gene Ontology annotation, biological process: phosphorelay signal transduction system; cytokinin-activated signaling pathway. NCBI's taxonomy places the organism in Eukaryota, Viridiplantae, Streptophyta, Magnoliopsida, Fabales, Fabaceae. The transcript has 5 exons. The coding region runs from base 174 to 680 and encodes 168 amino acids.